GGAAGACUUUACUAAUUAAGCGAUCCCGAGCCAUCAAGAGCCAGAUCAAGUGACUGGAUGUCAACAAAACACGGGAUCUGAGCAGCGUGCUACUUUAGACGCAAAGUGUACCAUGUGGCGACCUUGUGUACCAAGAGUGGCAUCCCAAAGCUUACAAGUUCUACAUCCACUCUAUGGACUGUAUAGGCUACAGAUAAGAUGCAUAUCUCAGACCGAGUUUUCUGUGAUAAAAAUACCUAUGGCAGUGCAACAGAGGUUAAAAAGAGAAAAACUGAAGGAGAGAAGAAAACAAAGAGAACAACAAGUGCAGAACUCAAGAAUGGGCAAUAAGAAAGUUCCUAUAAUAACCUGUAGAAGGAGUGAGUUUAACUAUUACUAUGGGCAGAGCUAUAACAAGUUUUCUGCAGUUCCCUUGGCCUCCAAGGGUUGGCUACAUAAGAAGGCAGCAGGGGACUAUUUCACCAUUAACAGCCAUGGCUCUAAUCCAGCAUUUGGGGAUGAAGGUGACAUUGAGGAAGACUUUGCUUCGCUUGGACUUGAUGAUGAUAUUGUCACUCAGUUACACAAUAUGGGAAUUGAGAAGCCAACAAAUAUACAAUCCCUGGCAAUUCCCCAUGUACUGGAGGGAAAAAACACACUAAUCUCUGCUGAAACAGGGAAUGGAAAAACACUGGCAUUUAUUGGACCAAUGCUGCAACAAAUAAGAGAGAGAAAUGCCAUACUCUCAGAACUACCUAUGAAUUCCCCAUUAGGCUUAGUCAUAGCACCUGGGAAAGAAUUGGCCACACAGAUUCAUGGAGUUGCAUCACAAAUAGGAAGGAGUCUUGGGAUUAAAGUGAAGCUCCUUGUUGGAGGAAGAACCAAGAAGAGGAUGCUGUCCCCACCUAUGUCUCGAGUGGACCUGCUGGUGGCAAGCUUUGGUGCUCUGUCAAAGCUCACUACUGUUGGGGUGUACAACAUGAACUACUUGAAUCACGUUACCUUGGAUGAGGCUGACACAAUGCUUGACGACUCUUUCAAUGAGCAAGUGACCCACUUUAUGACCAAGUUUCCAAUACAAGAUGGAGGAGAGAGCCAACAUUCAGAAGUCUUGUCUGGGGCCCAGCUUACCUUAGUAGCUGCCACAUCACCAAGAGACUUGACUAAAAUCCUUGAACCCAUUGUGAAUCCUGACUCGGUGGUGCGUGUCUCCACACCUCACCUGAACCAGCUCAUGCGCCACGUGCCCCAGCGCUUCUUUAGGAUCAACAAGAAUACCAAAGUGGAGAAACUUAUGGAAUUAGUGAAGAAUGAUUCGCAUAGGGGAAGUCCUGUGAUUAUAUUCAGCAACAAGAUUAAGACAUCUGACUGGCUGUCCUUGCUCCUCAAUGAUAAUGGUGUGCCCUGUGCUAACCUGAAUGGGACUGUUCCUUCUGCUCUUAGACAAAAGCACUAUGAUGCUCUCAUGUCAGGGGAGGUGAAAGCUCUCUCCUGCACUGAUCUCACAUCUCGUGGCCUGGACACAUGUAUGGUGUCCCAUGUGAUCAACUAUGACUUCCCAAAUUACAUUGCUGACUACAUUCAUCGGUGUGGACGCACGGGACGUGUUGGUGGUGCCAAUGCCUCCCUUGUCACCAGUCUGGUCCAUAAGCCGUGGGAGGUGGAUCUGGUUCAAAGGAUUGAGUAUGCAGUCAGGAAGAGAGAGGAGUUCCACAAUGUGAAUGCCAAUAUUAAAAGGAUACUCACAGUCAGGCAGCAGAAAAAGGAACUAAAGCAGGUGCAAGCUUAAGCACAUAAAGGUUGAAAAGCAUUACUUUCUGAGAGGAAGUAUAUAAUUUAAGCUGUCUUGGGAGCAUACAAAGGUAAACAAAAAAGUGAAUAUUAUAACAUGCUACUUUACAGUUGUGAUGUGUAAUCUCACUGAAUGCGAAGAGUAAGUAUAAGUAGUGUAUAUAUUAACUAAAACUUGAUAUCUAGUGACAAUGUUUUUUUUGUUACAUAAUGUUUUAAAAAGAAGAGAUCAAUUAUUCUCUUAAAUGUAAUAUAUUGUAUGAUAAUAUGUUGUAUAUAGUAUUAUUAAAGUGAUUUUUAGUAA
This is a messenger RNA of Portunus trituberculatus (swimming crab), 2074 nucleotides long. RefSeq names its product probable ATP-dependent RNA helicase DDX28 (gene Dbp21E2). NCBI's taxonomy places the organism in Eukaryota, Metazoa, Arthropoda, Malacostraca, Decapoda, Portunidae. Gene Ontology annotation, molecular function: nucleic acid binding; RNA helicase activity; ATP binding. The transcript is spliced from 13 exons. The record is from RefSeq and is a predicted model, not a curated record. The coding region runs from base 113 to 1768 and encodes 551 amino acids.